Messenger RNA from Mya arenaria, 5653 nucleotides. Its product is annotated as coiled-coil domain-containing protein 81-like. The record is from RefSeq and is a predicted model, not a curated record. Gene Ontology annotation, cellular component: centrosome. The coding region runs from base 141 to 2426 and encodes 761 amino acids. The transcript is spliced from 18 exons. NCBI's taxonomy places the organism in Eukaryota, Metazoa, Mollusca, Bivalvia, Myida, Myidae.
CUAUUAACCAAUGAAAUAGCGCGUCCCUUGGCAACGUUGUUUUCUCUCUAAGAAGCUAGUUUUUCUUGACAUGAUGGGAUCAUAUUUCAAGGCAAAAUAAAUAAUUCUAGUGUUUUUAAACAAUCUGUUCGUUUGUCAGGAUGACUGACGUUAUGCAAGGCAUAUUGGCGGAAGCCAAGAAAAACAAAUAUUCGACAAUACGUGAUAAUUUGUCAGAAGAUGAUGUUGCUGCUGUUUGGGAAAGUGUCUCCAGCUUUGUUGAGAAACAGAUGGGCCAGCAAAAGGGUGUCCAAAUUCAGUCCCUGGGAACUUUUACUUUCACCCAGAAGAAACUCGAUAUUGGAAACAACAAAUUCUUACUGAUACAACGUCCAGUGUUCAACAUCUCAGAGAAGCUUGCUCAAUCCCAGGGUCUCCAGUAUGUGAAACACCAUGUCCCAGGUCAGAUACCGGUUGUUCAGUUGAACUAUGCUGCUAUGUCAUUUGAAAGCCCAUAUGACCGUGACACAGUGGAGAGUUGUGUACGCGAGAUCCUCGGGGCUGUUCAGAGAGCCAUAGGGGCAAAGAGAAAUGUGGAGCUCUCAUUUAGUGGUAUCGGCAAGCUGGCCAUCCGAGACUCCCGAGUCAAGAUGAAGUUCUAUAAGGAUUUUAUAAACCAGAUGGAUGGAUCAGGAAAACUGCUGGAUUCCAUGCAAAAUCGUCCGGGAACCGUGGACUCGGUGAUGUCUGAUCGGUGCCUGUCUCGGGCCCAGAGUUCCAACACACUCAUACUGCCCAGAAAGAGUUACAACAAAGGGAUAUCAAACACCAAUGUUGCUCAUGUAAAUGGUGGAUUACCUCCCCUCGAAGAGGCGGCUGAGGUCCAGGACAGUGGCGUCCCCAUGGACUAUGACAACGGCAUGGGAGAACAGGAAGCGAACCAACCACCAGUCAACUAUAUGAGCAACCCAGACGGCAUGGAUGGGCCUGGUAUCGAUGAUAUGGCCACGGAUGCCGCUGUCAGGCAUAUCGAGAUGGGUGCUGAGGACGUGGCCCAGGCUGGCCCCUCUUAUAUGGACGCUGAUACCAGACCUGCUUUGUCUUACCGUUUCCUGCCUGAUCUGGCCGACCUCCCAGACUAUCCCUUAAAGCGGGCCUCGAUACCGCCUAGUCGUGCGGGCUCGCGGAUGGCAGCUCCAAUGGCGAUGGCUACGGGUGUCAGUCUCCUUGAUGACCUAGUACCCUCUGCCCAUACACCCAAGUCGGCGCCCAGCAUUGCCAGUCAGCAACCAAGCCCACCUCCCGGAGACAUGCUUUACAAGCCCCAGCCCCCUGCCCAGCUCGCCCCACUUCAUCGCAGCGUGAGUUUCGACCAGAUGAAGCCCGGAGAACGGGUAGUGUCUCCCGCGGGCUCCAUGUGUGGGCACAGCAACGCCGGGCAGGAGCUGUGUUACCUGUGUCACCAGAGGGCGCGGCGUAAUGUGCCCGUCUCGUUCACGGAGGAGCGUAGACGAAGGGAGGAGGAGGAAGACAGGCUGUUACAGCAGUACCAGUAUAUGAAGGAUGCAGAGAAUGUCCUCUCUGACCAGGAGAUGCAGAUGGCUAAGCGUAACAACCUCCAACGUAUGGCAGCCUUUAACCUCGGUGUGUCCGAGGCCGUACACCACAAGAAGAGGGACAGAGACACUGCAUUCCAUAAGAACAGCUAUGUGAAAUCGUAUAUAUUUCAACGGAGACCACUUACCCCACCACGUAUCAUCAAGCAGACCGAGUAUUCCGGCGAUCUAGCGAAACAGGUUGACCACAAGGAGUCAGUACGUGUGAAGAAACAGACAGAUGAGGACUUCCUCGAGAGGCUCGAGCAGGUCCAGCUCGCGGAAGAUCUGGCGAUCCAGCGGGAACAGUUCUUGAAGGAGAAAGCUGAUGAACAGGAGAGAUAUAAGAAUGCCCUUGAAACACAGUUACGAUUCAAGCCGCUACAGGUGCCCGCUCGGGAGCCUGACAAGGAGGUGUUUGGGAAAAACGACAUGACAAAUGAGAAGAUGGCUGAACGGAGACGUCGCGCUUUCGAGCUCUUCCAGGAGCAGCAGGACCUCGUAGCCCAGCGGAAACGGGAGGCCAUAUUGAAACGCCUCGCGGAGCAGAAAGAGGAAGAACAGGUCCUAGACCGAACCAAGGAGGAGAUGGUAGAUGAUCGAGCCAAUAAGUUCUCAAGACGUCUCAACCUGCGUAAGCGAUUGGAACAGGACUGGACGCGUGCCUCGCUCGUCAAGCGGGAUCGCCUUGAGGAGGACAAAGUACGUGCCCUCAGUCCUGGCAUGUUGCUGCACGAACAGUGUGAUAAGUACAACAGGUGCGCGCAGUGUAAACGCCAGACGAAAAAUUGUGGCGAGUCCAACCUGUGGAGCGAGUCUCGUUACAUUCCCGGAUCACGGCUUAUGGUGUAAUACAUUGCGUAGUUCCUAUAUACAGUAAUAUAUUUAUGUUAUUUGUUGAUCUGUACAAAUCAAUAUAUGAGAAUCAGUAUUUUUUAUUGUUUAAAUAUAAAAUUCUUUGCAUAAUAAGAAUCAAUAAACUAUUUUUGGGUAACUAUGUUUGAUUUUUCUUACUGAUUAAAAAUAUUGAAUCAGUCUCCUUUAUAUCCUCAAACCUUUCCUUUAUAUAACUUUUAUCGAACAAUAAUUGCCGUCAAAACACAAAGACGUCAUCUGACAAUAUGGAAUUCACCGUUUCAGUUUAUUGUAUUGAUGUGCUAAAUUUACUAUAGACUUUGUUUUCAUGGUAACCGUGUGUUCGAGAGAUGCAUUAUAUGUUCAUUUUGUGAAAAAUAUAUUGGUUCAAGUAACACAUAUAUGUGUUUUAUUUAUAACCCAAAAAAGAUACAUGUAUGUACAUACAAUAACAAGUCAACAUGUCAGUCAUUAUUAUGAAGCAGUGUUCACUGAUUGCACUGUUUUAUGUAAAUUUAUGUGAUCACCCAAGUGCACAAUUCGUGGGCUUAGCGCAGGACGAACAUAAUUCUUCUUAUAAUUACAUUGAGAUAUGUCUGUCUUGCACCAAGCCCUCGAUUAAUGUUAAUUCUGCUCAUUUGUUAUUCACUCCCUGUUGUUUUAAACAACUCCUUUCUUUAUAGUAUAGCUGUGAUAAAACUUCCCCUUAGAAUUUUCUAAGGGUAGUUUGAACUGAAGGGGGGAGGAGGGGAGAGGUGUCCCUUGCCGUUUUAUAUGAUUUUGUUAAGCUUUUGAAGGGAAAUCCGCACAGACACACUACAUUGACAUGGAGAAUACUGUUUUUAAGACAUGUUAUAAAUCUGUAGUCGGCUAUAUUGAUUUAUCAGGGUUUUUCUUAAAAAAACGCCAGGGCCUCCCUGAACAUAUAUAUUAAUUGUUUGCAGUGGCCAAGCAAUCUCAGUGCCUGCUUUGGGUUUAAUAGAUUGCUAGAAAAUUAUGUGUCUGUGUAGACUGUAUUUUUUUACUUUAUGGCUUUAAACUAUGUGGCCAUUUACUUAUCCACUCGCGUAUCUUAUAAUCAAAUUUUCAAAUUGAUAUUUCUGCUAAAUAAGAAUACUAAUAGCAUUGAUUGAUCACUUGGGUAAUGAUUUUGCAAGUACAACUUUCAAUUUAUUUAGUGAUUAUCGCUUUAACUAAUAUUCUUGAUCUAAUGAUAACAUCUUGUUGUCUUUGAUAAUAAGGUUCUUCUAUGUAUAUAUAUUUUUUGUGAAACCUAGGUUUAGUAGCUGCUUUCCUUUUAUUCAAAAUUUUAAUUUUUCCCUAGCAUUUAGAUACUCUCUUUGAUCAUUGCAUUUUAGCUGUCUUAAGAACCUGCUUUUUUCCCAAAGCUAAUAUUUCAAACAAAUAAAUUACCAAUUACAAAUAUAUGAGAUUUCAUAAUAAAAAAACCCCACUCUUACUCACUUGAAUCCUGAUUGUGAGGACCAAAAAGGAGGGAUGAAAUGAUAAGAGAGUAUUUUUUUCAUAAAUUAAUUGAUUACCUCAAAAAAUGGCAAUAAUUAAUUAUUAAGUUAUUCACACCCAUUUAUAGGCUAAAUAUUCCUGGUGCGUGGAAGGGUCUGGAAUGUCAUUUUAUAAUAAAUUUAGAUAAAUUUAUCGAACAUCUUCUAUGACAGUUGUAGAACUAAAAUCGAUGUUUUAUCCUCUCCGAUUAUUUUCGACUAUCGAUUUUUGUCUUUGUCCGAUUUUCAAUGUAGAAACAGAAUAGUAAACCCUUGCAGUAUUUUUGUUGUCUGUGAUAUUAACCCUAAAAUAGUUGAUGCAUUUUUCCAUUGCUUUUACACUCUAGAUAUUUUAUUUAUAUUGUUACUGUUUCAAUAAUGUUCGUGAUAAUAUCGAUAACCCAUUGCUAUAUUAUAAUACAUUGCUAUCUUAACUCAUUUGGAGUUAAUAAUAUAAACAAAUUAUGUCCAAUAUUUCUCAAUGUUUUUCAUUACAACACUAAGGGCCGCCCGAUUGUUCAGAAGCUAAAUUCAAAAGAUGAAAUUAAAGAUUAUUAAAGUUAAAAACAUGAGUUACAACAUCGUUGUUAACUUUUAAACGUAAAAUAUUUGAUAAUGUGCUCAUAUAUUUAAACAAAACAAGCACAGCUCUUUCAGUUGUCUCCAAGAUUGUUAAAGUUAGCAACAUGAUUUAUGACACCGUUGUUAACUUUUUACUCUAAAUAUUAGAUGAUGCACUUAUAUAUUUAAACAAAACAAGCACAGCUCUUUCAGUUGUCUCCAAGAUUGUUAAAGUUAACAACAUGAUUUAUGACACCGUUGUUAACUUUUUACUCUAAAUAUUAGAUGAUGCACUCAUAUAUUUAAACAAAACAAGCACAGCUAUAACAGUUGUCUCAAAUCUUGUCCGAAAUACUGAAUAGCACUAGUGCAUCCAUUAAACUUUCAGAGCAGCAAAGAUUUAAAAGUUAACAUUGAUGAUAUUCAUUUUAACAACAUUCUGAACAAUCUGCCCUUAAUAAUGAUAAAAUAGGUCAUUCCCAAUAUUUCUCAUUGUUUUUCGUGACAAUACUUUACAAUGAGAAAAUCAUGUUCAAUGUUUCCAGUUGUAUUUUGUUACAAGACUUUAUAAUGAGAAAAAAAAACAAUUUAAUUUCCAAGCCAUAAUUUCUGUUGUCAUUAGCUACAUGAUUAUAUAAUAAUGAAAAAAAAAUCAUUUUCAAUGUAGCUCGUUUUUAUUUCAAGACUUUAAUGAGAAAAUAAUAAUCCCCCAUGUUUCUUGUUUGUCUUUUAGCAAAAUGAUUAUAUAAUAAUGAGAAAAAAAAUCAUUUUCGAUAUAUAUCUAUUGUUUUGUUAAAAGUGAUUUUGUAUUAUUCUGUACUGACAUUAUAAUUCUUUGUUAUGAGAUAAAAAACAAUCCCAAUGUUACCCUUUGUCUUUAGCUUCAAGAUUAUGUGAUAAUGAAAAAAAAUAUCAUUUUCGAUGUAUCUCCUGUUUUGUUAAAAGUGAUUUUGUAUGAUCAUGUACUUAGUUACUGCCAUUAACAUUGUGAUAGUAUGAGUGAGGUUUGAAAUUAUUGGGUUAUGAAUGUCAAAACCAAUCGUUUUGGUGACUGAGAAAAUAUUCAGUUGUUUUGUGCUAGAAAAACACAUGUUAUUAUGGUUAUAUUGUUACUAGAAGUUUAAUUGUCAUGUAUGCAUCAUAAUAAACUUUUGAAGUCUG